This is a messenger RNA of Brassica rapa (field mustard), 8258 nucleotides long. RefSeq names its product retrovirus-related Pol polyprotein from transposon TNT 1-94. The record is from RefSeq and is a predicted model, not a curated record. Gene Ontology annotation, molecular function: nucleic acid binding; zinc ion binding. Gene Ontology annotation, biological process: DNA integration. NCBI's taxonomy places the organism in Eukaryota, Viridiplantae, Streptophyta, Magnoliopsida, Brassicales, Brassicaceae.
AAAGUUUAUAAGCCUGAAACGUCUAUCUUAUUCUUUCUCUCGAACUCGUGUGUAACACACUGUGAUCAUUGUGUAACACAAGCGGUUGGUAAAAGAUUAACAUGGUAUCAGAGCUUUACGUUUGAGAGGACAAAGAAAAAAGCACUAGUAAGAGAAACACUUGGCGUGGAGAAAAGGAGGCUAGAGGAUUUUGUCAUACGAUUUCGGAAUCAUUCGAAACGAUGAAGAAUCAAGUAAUCCCCAUAUUUGAUGGAGAGAAGUACGACUUCUGGAGCAUCAAGAUGACAACCAUUCUCAAGACCAGGAAGUUAUGGUCUGUGGUUGAAGAAGGCGUAGCAGCCCCACCAGCACAAGUGGAUGAAACCCCUGAAACAGCAAGGGCAAGAUCGCUUAGAGAAGAAGCGAUGAUGAACGAUACAUUGGCUUUGCAAAUCUUGCAAACUGCUGUAUCGGAUCAUAUAUUCUCACGGAUUGCAGCAGCAUCAACAUCCAAAGAGGCGUGGGAUGCAUUGAAGGAGGAGUAUGAAGGCUCUCCUCAAGUUCGUUUGAUUAAACUUCAAACAUUGCGAAGGGAGUAUGAGAAUCUGAAGAUGUAUGAGAAUGAAGACAUUAAGGUCUUCACAGAUAAGAUAGUUGAAUUGGCAAAUCAAUUAACUUAUCAUGGUGAACAGAAGUCAGAUGUUCAACUCAUACAAAAGAUACUCAUCUCUCUCCCAGCCAAGUUCGAUAGCAUAGUCAGUGUGUUGGAGCAAACAAGCGAUUUGACUUCAACAAAGAUGACAGAGUUGAUCGGGAUUUUGAAGGCUCAUGAAGCAAGGCUGGCUGCAAGAGAAGAAAGCACCAGUGAAGGAGCAUUCGAUGCUCGUGUUAAACACAAAAAUUCUGGUGUUGCACAAGACAACUCAAAGCGCCAAGGAGGCAAGAAGUGGUGCGGUUUCUGCAAGAGAAACAACCACAAUGAGAGCGAGUGUUGGAGGAAACAGAAGAAGGAAGAUCCAAAGAAGGAUCACAGAAGUAACAAGGAGUGUUACAAUUGUGGCAAGUUAGGCCACUUUGCAAAUCAGUGCUACUCAAAGAAGAAAGAGAAGGCACAUGUGAGUUUUGAAGAAAACUCAAAUGAAGAUCACAUGUUGUUUAGUGCGAGCGAAGCAGCAACAACAGUGAUGGAAGAUGUCUGGUUAGUAGACAGUGGAGCAACUAAUCAUAUGACAAAGGAGGAGAGUUACUUCUCAAAGCUUGAUAGGAGUAUCAAGGUUCCAAUAAAGAUUGGAAAUGGAAGCACAGUCAUGACAGCCGGUAAAGGAGACAUUACCGUCAUGACCAAAGGUGGCAAGAAGACCAUCAGAAAUGUAUUCUUGGUUCCGGGUUUGGCGAAAAAUUUGUUGAGUGUUCCACAAAUUGUUUCAAGCGGAUACCGGGUGAGUUUCCAAGAAAAGAGAUGCAUCAUAGAUGAUGCAAAAGGAAGGAGGAUAAUGGAUAUCCCAAUGACUCACAAAAGCUAUCGAAUCAGGAUGAGUUCGGCUCAGGUAGAAGAGGCCUUGAGCGCUAGUGAGCAAGGAAAGAUGGAGACAUGGCACAAGAGACUUGGUCAUGUAGGCGACAAAAGGUUGCAACAAAUGCAAGACAAAGACUUGGUAAAGGGAUUACCAAAGUUUAAAGUCAAGAAGGAAGCAUGUGAGGCGUGUAGACUUGGAAAGCAAUCACGCAAAAGCUUCCCAAAGGAAUCUCAAACUAAGACAAGAGAGAAGCUUGAGAUUGUACAUACGGAUGUAUGUGGGCCGAUGCAGCACCAGUCUGUUGAUGGAAGCCGAUACUUUUUGCUAUUCUUGGAUGAUCAUACUCACAUGUGUUGGGUAUACUUCAUGAAGCAAAAGUCAGAGACAUUCUCACUGUUCAAGAAGUUCAAAGCAAUGGUGGAGAAGCAGUCGGAUUGUACCAUCAAGACACUGAGAUCAGAUGGAGGUGGUGAGUUCACUUCACGAGAAUUCAACCGGUUCUGUGAAGAAGAAGGAAUCAAUAAGCAAGUCACCUUGCCUUAUUCACCACAACAAAAUGGUGCAGCGGAGCGCAUGAAUAGGACCUUGGUGGAGAUGGCUAGAUCGAUGUUGGCAGAGCAAGACUUACCGCUCAAGUUAUGGGCAGAAGCGGUAUACACUGCCUCAUAUCUUCAAAACCGUCUGCCAUCAAAGGCAAUAGAAGAAGAUGUCACUCCUAUAGAGAAGUGGUGUGGACACAAGCCAGAUGUGUCACACAUGAGAAUGUUUGGUAGCAUAUGCUACAUACAUAUCCCAGAUCAAAAGAGGAGGAAGCUAGACGUUAAGGCAAAACGUGGAGUCUUUGUUGGAUAUAGCAACCAAUCCAAAGGCUAUAGAGUUCUCAUUUUGGAGAAUGAGAAGAUUGAAGUAUCAAGAGAUGUAGAGUUUGAAGAAGGAAAGAAGUGGGAUUGGAAAAGGCAAGAAGAAGUGAGGAAGACAUUGGAGUUGUCUAUGGAAGACUCUCACUCGCCUGAAGAACAAACCGAAGGUGCAUCCAGUCCUGAGGAACAAACCGAAGGUGCAUCCAGUCCUGAGGAACAAUUUGGAGGUACUUUCAGUCCUGUUCUCUUUCAAAAUGAUGAUCAUGAUACUAGUAGUGGAGAUGAAGAAACUUCUGAGGCACCAAGGAAGUUCAAGUCCAUGGUUGAUAUCAUGGAAAGGGCACCGAGAGUAGAGCUUGAUGAAGCGGCUCAAGCUAUAGAAGCUUGUCUUCAUGCAAAUGAAGAACCAUACACUUAUGAUGAAGCGUGUGGUACCAAGGAAUGGAGAGAAGCAAUGAAUGAGGAAAUAGCCAUGAUUGAGAAGAACAAGACGUGGGAACUAGUGGACAAAACAAAGAAGAAGAAUGUGAUAAGUGUGAAGUGGAUCUACAAGAUCAAGACCGAUGCAAACGGCAAUCACAUCAAGCACAAGGCGCGGCUAGUUGCAAGAGGGUUCUCUCAAGAGUAUGGUGUUGACUACUUUGAGACGUUUGCUCCUGUCUCAAGACAUGAUACAAUACGAGCCAUACUUGCCUAUGCGGCUCAGAUGAAGUGGCAAUUGUAUCAGAUGGAUGUGAAGUCAGCCUUUCUCAAUGGCGACCUCAAGGAAGAAGUGUAUGUCACACAACCGCCUGGGUAUGUGACACACGGGAAGGAACACAAGGUGUUAAGGCUACACAAAGCUUUAUAUGGUUUAAAGCAAGCCCCAAGGGCAUGGUAUGGAAGGAUAGAUUCAUACUUUCUUCAAAACGGUUUUGAGAGGAGUAUGAAUGAUGCGGCUUUAUACAUCAUGAAGCAAGGAGGAGAUGUGUUGAUCGUGAGUCUAUAUGUGGAUGAUAUAAUCAUCACUGGAAGCAACAUUCAGAGCAUCAACACAUUCAAGGAGAACAUGAAGAAAGAAUUCGAGAUGGUGGAUCUUGGAUUGUUGAACUACUUUCUUGGAAUGGAAGUAAUUCAAGACAACGGAGGCAUAUUUCUUUCACAAGAAAAAUAUGCAAACAAACUUGUAGACAAGUUUGGGAUGCGAGACAGCAAGAGUGUAAGCAACCCACUUACACCACAAGGAAAAGGAGUUGAGGAUGACAAGGAGUAUGGAGAUCCGACUAAGUAUAGAAGCAUCAUUGGAGGGCUUUUGUACUUGUGUGCAUCAAGACCUGAUGUGAUGUAUGCAAGCGCCUAUCUCUCAAGAUACAUGUCAUCACCUCGCAUGAAGCACUACCAAGAAGCCAAGAGGGUGUUAAGAUAUGUCAAAGGAACAUCAAACUUUGGAGUGUACUUCACAAGCGUGAAAGAACCAAGACUUCUAGGCUACACGGACAGCGAUUGGGGUGGUUCUAAGGAAGACAAGAAAAGCACUUCAGGUUAUGUGUUUACUCUUGGAUCAGCCAUGUUUUGUUGGCAGUCAAGCAAGCAACAAACAGUGGCGCAAUCAACGGCUGAGGCAGAGUACAUAGCCGUGUGUGCAGCAGCAAAUCAAGCAGUGUGGUUACAAAGACUAUUUGAAGACUUUGGUCAGAAGUUUGAAGGAGGCAUUCCGAUCUUAUGUGACAACAAAUCAGCAAUAGCAAUUGGGAAGAAUCCGGUGCAACACAGAAGGACGAAGCACAUAGAGAUCAAGUACCAUUUCGUGAGGGAAGCUGAGCAAAAGGGAAUCAUUGAACUGAAGUAUUGCAAAGGGGAUGAUCAACUCGCAGACAUUCUCACAAAGGCAUUGGGUGGUUCAAGAUUUGAAGAUCUAAGGAAGCAGCUUGGAGUCAAGUCGAGAUAUGAUUAAGGAGGAGUGUUAAACUAUAUAAUCUAAUCUCUCCUUGAUACAUUUACAUAAUAAAUAUAUACUCCCUCCGUUUUUUAAUAUAAGUCAUUUUAGAAAAAAAUUUAUAUUCCAAUUAUAUGACGUUUUCUGUUUUCUAUGUAAUUUAUUAACACUUAAUAUUAUAUGACCAAUGAUAAUAUACCUUCUAUUUUAUUAUUAAUUAAUUUGUGGUUAGGUAAAUAAUUAAUGAUGUUUUUGUUUAGAAAAUAUAAAAAAUUAAUGAUUUUCUUUAUCUUUGUGCACAAUUCAAAAACGACUUAUAUCAAAGAAAAAGAGGGAGUAAAUGAUAAUAUAAUCAUAUGAAUAGCAACUACGUAGAAAAUUUAAAUUAAAUAUUCUUAUUAAAUUAUAUUAUAAAAUUAUGUUAAUAUCAUUUAAAUUUAAUUAUAUACCAUUUAAAUAAAUUAAAUGAUUGCUUUGAUUUUUUUUUGAUUUAUGUGUUUACUCCAAUUUAAUUAUAUACAUAAUAUUUACUCGUUUCUCAAUUAUUUAAUAUAUUUAUAUAUUAUAAUAUAUAAAUGAGUACAAAAUAAAUAAUAAUACGUAAACAUAAUUUGUAUACUGAGUUCGUAUACAACGUGUUAUCUUAUCUAGCUAAGUUUAUCUAGUAUUCAGAUGCAAAUUUAAGCUACAUCAAAUAAAAUAAAAGUAAAGACAAGAUAUAUUUGUUCUUAGAAAAAAAAAGUUUAAGUUUAUGUUUAAGUAGAAUUUGUAAAAUUUCUAUUCAUUAUAACUAUUAACAGAUAAUGAUAUUAUAUAUUUACUUAAAAUAAUUUUAAAGUUGGUUAUUUUAUUAUUUUAUGAAAUAAUAUCAUAUUAUGUAUCAGUUCAGUUCAAAGACGGUUUUUUUGUUUGAUACAUGUUUGUUAAUUUAUAAAUUUAUACUGUAUAUAUCUAAUGAAAACAUUAUUUCAUUGGAUACUUUUUUGCAAUAAUUUGUCACAUUUGACAAAACUAAACAAAAAAUAAGCAAAAGAUAAAUAAAUCAUACGCAAUAAUAUCAUUAAUUUGCUUUUGUGCUAGUAAUAAAAAUAAAUUGUAUAUGCAAGGAUAUUUCUUUUUUUUGAAGAUAUAUCAGUGGAUCUGAAGCUUGACACGCUUUGCCUCUCUUUGUUUUACUGCCAACAAGAUCUUUCUGUUUAUUUCAUCAGCAUCAUUGGAGCUUCUGGUGACACCGAUGACUCUGCCUUUGUUGUGCUCUGGGACAACCAUCAUGUGGUAACUUCAAGGCCUAUGGAUUCUGCAAUUAUGGAGCAACCUGCAAGUUUGAUCACCCAGUGCCAGUAAACCCUUAUCAUUAUGCAGGCUUGACCAUGCCUUCUCUGCCUACUGCUUAUGUGCAUAUUAAAUAAAAAAAAGGCAGAAUACAAAGAUAGAUCGGAGAAGAAAUACAUAGGUUGAUAAAAAGAGAAAACAUCCAACACUGGAAAUAUCCAUAGACAGAAACAAACAGACUAGAGCAUCAAAAUGUUUUGUCUCUUCUCUAGCAAACUGUUAAAUAUAAAAAUGCCUUGCAGGCUUUAUUCAGAGACGAUCCAACACCCAAAUAUUAGAAGAACACUCAUAACCACAAACACCACGGCUAUGUCUCGGCUGUUUUUGUUGGACCGCUUCUUCCAUGGCAUGUGGCUGGGUAGGAAUCAGGGUUUGGAUCUGUGCUUGUUCUCCUCCUCCUUCAAUUCCUUGUCCAAGUUACAUUCCUUGUGUUUCAGUUUCAAUCUGUGGUGCUGCAUCCUCCGUCUGCACUUCUUCCAUGGCAUGUGGUUGGGUAGGGAUCAUGGUUUGGAUCUGCGCUUGUUCUCCUCCUUCUUCGCUUCCUUCUCCAAGUUCCAUUCCUAGUGUUUCAGUUUCAAUCUGUGGUGCUGCCUCCUCCGGCUGCACUUCUUCUACCAAUACUCAUAUUUCUUGUAGUGUGCUCCACCUGUUUUAACUCAAGUGAAGAAGUGACUAGUUUGCAAACAUGACAAAAACUAAAACCUGCAAAAAUAAAUAAAAAUAUAUCUUAAAUAAUAUAAUAAAAUAGGAAUAAGUUUUCUAUAUAAUAUAAGAAAAUAACAUAAAAUAUAUAUUGAUAAAAAAUAAAAGUAAAGAUAUAUUUGUUAUUAGAAAAAAAUUGUUUAUGUUUAAGUGGAAUUUGUAAAAUUUCUAUUCAUAAUAACUAUUAAUUGUAAAAUUUAUAUUCAUAAUAACUAUUAAUUUAUAAUGAUAUUAUAUAUUUACUUAAAAUAACUUUAAAUAUUGUUAUUUUAAUAUGCUAUGAAAUAAUAUCCUAUUUUAUGUCAGUUCAGUUCAAAGAUGGUUUUUUAAUUGAUCCAUGUUUGUUAAUUUAGAAAUUUGUACUGUAUAUAUAUGACGAAAACAUUAUUUCAUUGGAUAGCUUUGUGCAAUAAUUUGUUACAGAUGACAAAACUACAUGAAAAAAUAUGCAAAAUUUAAAUAAAUCAUACGCAAAAAUAUCGCUAAUUUGUUUAAGCUAGUAAUAAAAAUAAAUUGUAUAUGCAAGGAUAAUUUUUUUCGUUUUUUCGAAGAUAUAUCAGUGGAUCUGAAACUUGACACGUUUUGUCUCUCUUUGUUUUACUGCCAACAAGAUCUUUUUGUUUAUUUCAUCAGCACCAAUGGAGCUUCUGGUGACACUGAUGACUCUGCCUUUGUUGUGCUCAGGGACAACCAUCAUGUGGUAACUUCAAGGCCUAUGGAUUCUGCAAUUAUGGAGCAAGCUGCAAGUUUGAUCACCCAGUGCCAGUAAACCCUUAUCAUUAUGCAGGCUUGACCAUGCCUUCUAUGCCUACUACUUAUGUGCAUAUUAAAUAAAAAGAAGGCAGAAUAGAAAGAUAGAUCGGAGAAGAAAUACAUAGGUUGAUAAAAAGAGAAAACACCCAACACCGGAAAUAUCCAUAGACAGAAAAAAAACAGACCAGAGCAUCAAAAUGUUUUGUCUCUUCUCUAGCAAACUGUUAAAAACAAAAAUGCCAUGCAGGCUUUAUUCAGAGACGAUCCAACACCCAAAUAUUAGAAGAACACUCAUAACCAAAAACACCACGGCUAUGUCUAGACUGUUUUUGUUCGACCGCUUCUUCCAUGGCAUGUGGCUGGGUAGGGAUCAGGGUUUGGAUCUGUGCUUGUUCUCCUCCUCCUUCAAUUCCUUGUCCAAGUUACAUUCCUUGUGUUUCAGUUUCAAUCUGUGGUGCUGCAUCCUCCGACUGCACUUCUUCCAUGGCAUGUGGCUGGGUAGGGUAAAUGGUUUGGAUCUGUGCUUGUUCUCCUUCUUCUUCGCUUCCUUGUCCAAGUUCCAUUCCUAGUGUUUCAGUUUCAAUCUGUGGUGCUGCCUCCUCCGGCUGCACUUCUUCUACCAAUACUCAUAUUUCUUGUAGUGUGCUCCACCUGUUUCAACUCAAGUGAAGAAGAAAUUACUAGUUUGCAAACAUGACAAAAACUAAACUUACAAAAAUAAAUAAAAAAUAUAUCUUUAAUAAUAUAAUAAAAUUGGAAUACGUUUUCUAUGUAAUAUAAGAAAAUAACAUAAAAUAUAUAUUGAUAAAAAAUAAAUGUAAAGAUAUAUUUGUUAUUAGAAAAAAAUUGUUUAUGUUUAAGUAGAAUUUGUAAAACUUUUAUUCAUAAUAACGAUUAAUUGUAAAAUUUAUAUUCAUAAUAACUAUUAAUUUAUAAAGAUAUUAUAUAUUUACUUAAAAUAAUUUUAAAUAUUGUUAUUUUAUUAUUUUAUGAAAUAAUAUCCUAUUUUGUAUCAGUUCAGUUCAAAGAAGAUUUUUUUGUUUGAUCCAUGUUUGUUAAUUUAGAAAUUUGUACUGUAUAUAUAUGAUGAAAACAUUAUUUCAUUGGAAAGCUUUUUGCAAUAAUUUGUCACAGAUGACAAAACUACAGGAAAAAAUAAGCAAAAGUUAAAUAAAUCAUACUCAAAAAUAUCGUUAAUUU